Molecule: messenger RNA, 1341 nt
Organism: Closterium sp. Naga37s-1
Lineage: Eukaryota; Viridiplantae; Streptophyta; Zygnematophyceae; Desmidiales; Closteriaceae
Source: the annotation of a GenBank genome assembly
AUGGCCGAGGCGACUCUGGGUCCCGUGGGCGGCACUGUAGCUACAGUAGCAUACGUGUUUUUGUCCUUCACCCUUAUAGUCGCGUAUUUCGCAAAAGGAGGGGAAGUUUUGGCGUUUGGUACGGGUCUGCCCAAUUGGGUGGGUGCAGUGGGGUUCUUUUCGGUGCUGGGUGGUUUAAUCUACAGCGGCAGCACCAGAACAGCGGAUAUCAUUAACCGGGUAUUGACAGCUGGUUUGCUGGGGAUAUUUACCCUGCUGGUCUGCGGAGGGGCGGCAAUCGCGGACUGGGAUGAGCUGGCAGUUGCUGAUUGGUCAGAAAUGCCGACCACUCUCCCCGUGAUCUUCCUCGCGCUGGUCUUCCACGAUUUGAUUCCCGUGAUCUGCACGUAUCUGGACGCGAAUCUGGGAAAGAUUCGGGCGGCAAUUGUGAUCGGGAGUGCAGCACCUCUUACAAUGUUUCUAGUAUGGGACGCCAUAGCUCUUUCCAUCUCCCCUUCCUCCCUCACUUCGGCCGCUGCUGCCGCCGCUGCUGCUCCUGCCGGUGCCUUUUCCCUCUCCUCCCUCUCCUCCGCCGUCUCCUCUCUCUCCUCCUCCCUCUCCCACCUCGCCUCCUCCCUCCCCUCCUCUCUCUCCACCGCCCUCUCCACUCCCUCACUCGCUCCCUCACUCACUCCCUCACUCCCUCACUCGCUCUCCACGCCCUUCCAAGACCCACUGAACCUCCUCCUGCUGCAAGGCUCGCCGCUCCAAUCCUCCGUCGUUCUCGCAUUCUCUUUCCUCGCCGUAGCAACGUCGUUCCUCGGCACAUCACUUGCCCUAGCUGAAUUUUUCAUGGAGCAACUGGGAUUGAUCAGUGCAGGUGACAAGAAGAGGGAUGAAGAGCAGCUGGGGUUGAUAAGCGUGGGUGACAAGAGGAGAAACGAGGAACAACAUGGGCUAAUAGACCUGAAAAGCCAAAGGAAUCAAGCUCAGAAGCAGCAGGAGACAGCAGUUACUGCUGUAGAUAUCGUGGGAACCGGAUUAGGGUUUGUGAGGUCGCAUGGGAGGGAGGUGGGGUUUCUUCUGGCCCUCUGCCCGCCUCUGCUGGUGGCUUUGGCAAACCCUGGCGCGUUUGUGGCGGCAAGCAAGGCGGCAGGCGCAUACGGCAUGACAGUGCUGUAUGGCAUCAUGCCUCCAUUGAUGUUCUAUGCGCAUCACAAGCAGUGGGUGCUGAUUGUGCCCAAGGCAGCAGGCGCAUACGGCAUGACAGUGCUGUAUGGCAUCAUGCUUCCCCUCAUGUUCUACGCGCAUCAAAAGCAGGUGGGUUGGGGGGAAUGCAGGUGGGUUGGGAGGGAUGCCUAG